GAAUAGAAACUGUGCGUUUUGGUGCAAAAUGCGAUGCACAUGAGAACCGUAACUUGCCACAGCGAGUUCUUUCUUUCUUUGAAUAGUUGAAGCAAAUCGCUCCCCGUCGAUCAUCCCCUCACCAUUCACAAAAAUUAUCGCACCGGAUCUAUUGUACAGUUUUCUUAAGCCUAAUUUCACAGUUUUCUUAAAGGGGGAUUUAGGGACUACUAACUCAUGGAAGGAGUUGGGGGUGAUGCUGCCUCUGCGGUGGCGCCUCUUGCCAAGUGGAGAAAUGAUUUUGUGAGGACAUUUCAGUACUAUUUGGAUCGGUCCACCCCUCACCCGGUCCAGCGAUGGCUGGGAACUCUUGCUGCUGCCACGAUUUAUAUGUUGAGGGUUUAUUAUGUUCAGGGAUUUUACAUUAUAUCAUAUGGCCUAGGAAUUUACAUCUUGAAUCUGUUGAUUGGGUUUUUGUCGCCUAAGGUUGAUCCAGAGCUUGAAGUCUUGGAUGGGGCUUCAUUGCCAACGAGAGGCUCGGAUGAGUUCAGGCCAUUUGUUCGACGCCUUCCUGAGUUUAAGUUCUGGUAUUCCAUCACAAAGGCUUUCUGCGUGGCUUUUCUGAUGACCUUCUUUUCUUUAUUUGACGUCCCUGUUUUCUGGCCCAUACUGCUCUGCUAUUGGGUUGUGCUGUUUGUCCUCACAAUGAAGCGCCAAAUCACGCACAUGAUUAAGUAUAGAUAUGUCCCAUUCAGCAUUGGAAAGCAGAGGUAUACGGGGAAGAAGUCUGCUGCAAGUAGCAGUGGCAGAGGCAGAGUGGACUGAAGCUUCGGGACAUCCCCUUUAGGAUGAGGGCAGAAAAAAUGCAGCCUUGCAACUUUGAUUCUCUUGGGUUUUUUUUUUUUGGGUGGAACAAAUGUUUCAUGCCAAGGCCACCUCCAAAGUUCACAUACAUGUUGAAGAGUCGAUUUUGUGUAUGAGCAACUGUUAUUUGCAUGACAGGGGAUUCUCACUUUUUUUUUAACUGUCUUUAUUUCUUCUUCUUCUUUUUUAUUCCUGACAUGCUGUAUUUUCCGAGGAUUUAAAUCUGAAAAAAGAUGAGCCUCAUCUUUUCAGCAUGUUUUUCUUGUACUUUUGAGCCGUCAGAAUGUUGUAUGGGAAGGGCAAUUCCACUAUUAUAUGGUAUCAUAUCCCUUCCUAGAUCCCCUGUUUAAUUUCCCCUGUUUCCUUGUAUUGCUCAGAAUUGUUUUUCUUUAGAAAGGAAUGUAAGCAAGAUGAAGUACCUGUUCACUUCAA
Molecule: messenger RNA, 1275 nt
Organism: Corylus avellana
Lineage: Eukaryota; Viridiplantae; Streptophyta; Magnoliopsida; Fagales; Betulaceae
Product: protein RER1B
Biological process (GO): protein retention in ER lumen; retrograde vesicle-mediated transport, Golgi to endoplasmic reticulum
Cellular component (GO): Golgi membrane
Source: RefSeq, a predicted model, not a curated record